AUGUNUAAAUUAUCUUGUUUAACAUGUAAAUCUUUAAUAGAUUGUUAAACAUGUUAAUCUACUUAUACAUUAAGUAAAUUAGGAUGUAUUUGUAAAAUCAAUUAAUAUGAACAAUCUAAUUAAUGUUUUGAUUGUCCAUUAGAAUGUAAUUAAUGUUUAAGUUCAACUUAUUGUAUAGAAUGUUUAAUUACUAAUAAUAGAUAAUUAUAAAAUGGAUAAUGUAAUUGUAUAGAUGGAUAUUAUUCUAUUAUAUCAAAUCCAUAAUGUUAAAUAUGUCAUUAAUUUUGUAAUACAUGUAAUGGACCUACUUCUAAUGAUUGUAUUAAUUGCAACAAUAUUAUUAAUAUUGAAAUUAUAGGAUCAACUUGUAGAUGUCCAUCAGGAUCAUAUUAUUAAGAAUCAAUAUAAACAUGUUCUUAUUGUCAUUCAUCAUGUUAAACAUGUUUUAGAACAACAAUAGAUGGUUGUUUAACAUGUGAUAUAUCAUUAAAUAGAAUAUUAAUAGGAUUAUAAUGUUAAUGUAUAUCUGGUUAUUAUGAAUUAAAUAAUAUUUGUAUAAGUAAUUAAAUUAUUUAUUAUUAUUAAUAGAUUGUCCAAAUAUAGAAGAUAUAUCUUUAAAUAAAUGUUAUAAAUUAUGUAAUAAUAAUUAAUAGAUAUGGCAUACAAUUAUAUGUAAUUCUUGUGAUAAUGGAUUUUAAUUAAUAUCUGGUGAAUGUUAACCUAUUUGUGGAGAUUAAUAAAUAAAAGGAUAUGAAUAAUGUGAAGAUAAUAAUAAUAUUUUAGAUGAUUUAUGUUAUAAUUGUUAAUAUUAAUGUCCAAUUCAUUGUUUAACAUGUAAUUAAUAUACUAUUUUACCAUGUCCUGAUAUUUGUGGUGAUGGAUAUAUUACUGGAAUUGAAGAAUGUGAAGAUGGUAAUACUAUAUAAUAUGAUGGAUGUUAUAAUUGUAAAUAUUAAUGUUAGCCUUCAUGUACUUAAUGUAUUAAAGGUUAAUGUUUUGAAUGUGCUACUGCAGGAUGGUUUAUUGAUCCAACAAUUAUUCCUUGGUUAUGUAAAGAAAGAUGUGGAGAUAUGUAAAUUGUUGGAAAUGAAUAAUGUGAAGAUGGAAAUUCAAGUGAUACAGAUGGUUGCAAAGAUUGUAAAUAUUUCUGUAGAAUUGGUUGUUCAUCAUGUGAUUAUACUACUAAAACUUGUUUAAGUUGUGAAUUCCCUGGUUUUGUUCCUAAUUCUUAUUAUUGUAAAAAUAUUUGUGGAGAUGGACUAGUAGUAACCGAUCCUUAUGGAUUCUAUUCAGAAUAAUGUGAUGAUGGUAAUACAAUUAAUUAUGAUGGUUGUAGUAGUUCAUGUUAAUUUUAAUGUUAAUUAUCAUCUAUUUGUACUAGUUGUAUUAAUAAUAAAUGUGAAAUUUGUGCUCCUGAAUAUUAUUUAUCUUCUAAUUAAAUAUGUAUUCCAAUAUGUGGAGAUUCAAUUAAAUUAACAGUUGAGAAAUGUGAAGAUAGUUUUGUAUUACCAUAUAAAGGAUGUUAAAAUUGUAUUCCAAAGUGUUAAUCUUCUUGUUUAAAUUGUGAUAAUAGUGGACUUGGUUGUCUCUAAUGUAAACCAGGUUAUGAUAGAAUUGAUAAUUUAUGUUAUUCAAUAUGUGGUGAUAUGAUAAUUACAGAUGAUGAAUAAUGUGAUGAUGCCAAUUUUAUUAUAGGUGAUGGAUGUCAUUUCUGUUAAUUUACUUGUUAACAUUCAUGUCUCAAUUGUAUUUAAGGACUUUGUUAUCAUUGUUAAGAUGGUUAUCAAUUAUAAUCAUUUAAAUGUUAUCCUAUAUGUGGAGACGGAAUUUACUAAAAUGAUGAAUAAUGUGAUGUUUUAAAUUCUUAAGUAUCUUAAAUCAACUGUAAAUCUUGUAAAUUUACUUGUGAUAUCAAUUGCCAUUUAUGUCAAUUUGGUAUAUGUUAACAAUGUAAAGAUGGUUAUUAUUUUUCUUUGAAUCAAUAAUAUUGUAUUAAAACUCUAGAGAAUACUAUUGUAAUUGAUAACUGCUAGAUUUAAAUUGACUAGAUUUGUGUCAAAUGUGAAAAUUAUGCAUACUUUGAUAAAGUUGAAUAGAAGUGUAAAUUAAAUGUUAUACCUUUAACUUUUUGUUAAUAUUAUCUUAAGGUAUCUCCAGAUUUAUAUUGCAAUCAAUGUUUUGAAUACUGCAAAUAAUGUGAUGAAAACAAUUGUAUAACUUGUUAGAGCGGAUAUUAUUUGGAUGAAAACUUUUAAUGUAUUUCCUUUUGUGGAGAUGGAAUACUCUCACAUGAUGAAUAAUGCGAAAUUAAUGAUCAGGAUUGCUUAAGUUGUAUGUAUGAAGCUCCAAAGUUAUGCUAAUUAUAUUUUUUAAAUCUUUGUUAUGAAUGUUAACAUGGAUAUUAUUUUAACUAAUAUUCCAACAUCUGUGAAUCUCAUUGUGGAGAUGGAAUUGUAGCUCAUGAUGAGGACUGUGAAGAUAAUAAUCAUUUACAAUAUGAUGGUUGUUAUUAUUGUAAAUACUCUUGUAAUUAAUAAUGUAUUAAUUGUAUAAUGGGUUAAUGUUAAGAAUGUGAAAAAAAUUACUUUCUUUAAGAUGGUAUUUGUUAUGGUUAAGAGAAUGAUACUUAAUGCACACCUGAAUGUAAGCUAAACUUAAUGGGAUAAUGUUUAAUUUGUGAGAAUGAAUAUUAAUUAAAUGAGUAUGGUGAUUGUGUUUCUAAAUGUCAAGAAGGUUGUGUUUAUUGUAAUAAUGGCUUAUGCUUAUAAUGUUCAUAAUAAUAUUAUUUAGAAAAUAAUAACUGUAUUUUAAUAUAGGAAUGCUCAACAGGUUUUUACUUCAAUUAAGAUUUAUUAUUUUGUGAAUCAUCCUGUGGUGAUGGAUACAUAACUGGAUGGGAAGAUUGUGACGAUUAGAAUAUGCAAUAGUUUGAUGGUUGUUAUUAGUGCAAAUAUGAAUGUGUUGAUAAUUGUAUUGAAUGUAUAUAGGGUGAAUGCUUCCAGUGUUCUUAAGAGUUUAAUUUAAUUGAAAAUAAAUGUUUAUCAAAAUGCUAAGAAACUUGUCUUAAUUGUUUAUAAGGAGUAUGUUAAUUUUGUAGCAGUGGUUAUUAUUUGAAUGAAUAUUAUUAAUGCGUAAAAAUUGAUUGUGAGUAUGAUUUCAGCUGUAAUUAAACAUGUGGAAAUGGUAUAAUUGAAGAUUUAGAAUAGUGUGAUGAUUAGAAUCUAAUUAAUGAUGACAGUUGUAAUAAUUAUUGUGAAAAAACUUGUGAUCCUAAUUGUAUUAGUUGUAUUGAUGGUGUUUGUUUUAAAUGUAAAGAAGGAUGGAAAUUAGGUUUAUUCUAUUGUGAAUCUAAUUGUGGAGAUUUAAUUGUAGUAGGAAAUGAAGAAUGCGAUGACGGAAAUUCAAUUAAUUAUGAUGGAUGUUUUUAAUGUAAAUUCUAAUGUGCUCAAUUUUGUAAUGAAUGUUAAAAUGGAAUAUGUUUAUCUUGUUAAAAUUAUUUUGAAUUAGAUUAAUAAAAUAAUUCAUGUAAACCAACUCCUCCUUUGCUUGUAAUUUAUGAAUAGCCAGAUUGUAAAUUGUUAAAUAAUAACUAAUGUAUAUAAUGUUAGUUUGGAUACUUAGAUUUGAUAACCAAUAAUUGUAUUAUAGAGUAUAAUAUGAACAAAUGCUCGAGAAAUUGUAAAAAAUGCUUACUAUAGUAAUGUAUAGAAUGUGAAUAAGGAUAUUAUGGCAAUAAAUGUAUUCCUAAAUGCGGUGAUGGUAUAAUAGUAUAAGAAGAGGAGUGUGAUGAUGGUAGUUAGUACUCAUUAGAUUCUUGUUUAAAUUGUAAAUACUAAUGUCCUCAAUAUUGUAAAAAGUGUGCUUAUGGAGUGUGUACUCAUUGUUAAGAAGGAUUCUAUUUGGAUAUUGUAAGUAAUUCAUGUAAUUCUGUUUGUGGAGAUAAAAUAUAGGCAAGUGAUGAAGUAUGUGAUGAUGGUAAUGAAUUGAGAUAUGAUGGUUGUUUUUAAUGCAAAUAUCAAUGUCAAAUGGAAUGUUUAAAUUGUUAAUUUGGAAAAUGUAUAUAAUGCGAAUCUUCUCUAGUACUAGUAUAAUCAAAGGGAACUUGUGAAGAACUAAAAUAAUGUGAAGGUUUGAUAGGAUUGUAUUAUGAUAGUUUCACUAAUGAUUGUAUAACUAGAUGUGGAGAUGGAAUUGUGUUAGGCAGUGAAUAAUGUGAAGAUUAGAAUAAUAUUCCUUAUGAUGGAUGUUAUGAAUGUAAAUAUUAGUGUGAUAAAAUGUGUUCAAAUUGUUUGAAAGGUGAAUGUUUUGAAUGCUAAGUUGGUUAUUAUUUAAAUGGACAGAAAUGUGAAACAAAAUGUGGAGAUGGUAUAAAAAAUGGUGAAGAAUUAUGUGAUGACAAAAAUGAUGUUGUUAGAGAUGGUUGUACAUUCUGUAAAAUUGAUCCUUCUUAUAAAUGUGAAGAAGAUAAAUCAUAAUAAAGUUAUUGUUAUAAAUGCUAAGAAAAUUGUGAUGAUUGUAAAUUAAACAUUAACAAAAUAGAAUGUUUAAAAUGUAAAAUUGGUUAUUUUCUUAAAGAUAAUUCAUGUAAUUAAUGUUCAGAAAAAUGUGAGGAAUGUGAAAAUACUCCAAAUAAUUGCACUAAAUGCAUAACUGAUGGUUGUAAGAAAUGUGAUAAUAUAUCUGGGUUAUAUUUAGAUAAACAAUUAAAAUCAUGUGUUACUAAAUGUGGAGACAAUAUUAUAGCAGGUAAAGAAUAAUGUGAUGACGGUAAUCAGACUGAUAAAGAUGGAUGCAAUUCUAAAUGUGAAAUUGAAAAAGAAUUCAUUUGUAAAGAUGGUGUAUGUAUUUUGCCACCUAAAAAAUAAGUUACUUUUACUUAUUCUAAUUCAACUACUGCUAAUGAUUUUGAUUUGAAUUUUGAGGAUAUAAAGAUAGAAGGUCUUUGUGAUAAAUUAUAAAUUUGGAUAGAAUAAUUUUAAUCAAAUGAAUUCUUAUAUAAUAUUACAAUAAAAGAAGAUUACACAUCAAUAAGUUAGGGUUGUUAAAUAUAAUUUAAAUUCUUUAAAACAAUAUUAGAAUCUAAUCUUAUUCAUUUAUUAGUUCCAUUAAAGGAAAAUGUUACAAGAAUUCUUGAAGAAGAUACAAGAGAGAUUAUUAUAACUCCAAGAAGAUUGGUGUAUUAUAAUGAAGAUUAAAAAGCACAAGCUUAAAGCAUAGUAGCAGCUUCUUCAACAUUCACAUUCCUACUUUAAUUAAUUGGACCUUUAACUAUUCUUUUAGGUGGAUUCAAUUUCUUCUGGACAAUUCUCGAUAUUUUGACUUGGAUUAAUAAUUUUUACUUUCUUAAUGUGGAUUAUCCUUUAAAUGUUAAAUUAUUUUUUAAUUAACUUUAAUGGGGUGAUAUAAUUAAUAUUCCUGAUAUUAUUUCAUUAAAUUCACCAGAUGAUCCUUAUUAUUUUGAAGCACCUCCUAAAUUUGCUGAAAAAGAUGUGAAUCCAUUAUUUCUAAAUAAUAUUUAGUUAUUUUGUGGACUAAUUUUACUUGCAAUUUUAGCCUAUAUCUGUGCAAGUGGAAUAGUAUAAAUUAUUAAAAAUAAAUAUGAACCAAAUUCUAUAAAAUCACAUAAAAUUGAAAUUUUUUCAGUGAAUCAACUCAAAUAGAGUGUUGAAAUAAUUUCUCCACAGAAGUUGCCAACAAAAAUACUAGAUAUAUAACCAAAGAAAAUGCCAUCUCUAAUAAAUGCUAUUUAUAAAGAACUUCUAAGUUUUAUAGAGAAUUUUAGAGCUAGAUUGCUAUAAAUAAUUGGAUUAGUAUUUUUGGAUAUUUGUUUAGCUUGUGUUCUUUAAUUAUAAUAUAAUUGCAAUUAAGAAUAUACUAUCAUCUAAUUGAAUAUUAUUUUAGCUGUGGUUGGUAUUAUUUUUAUUUAUUUGGUAUUUAAAUUAUAUUCUUUUGUUUGUUCUUAACAUGAAAUUUUAUAUGAAAAUAAAAUCUUUUCAAGUUAUUAUUCUUCAUUAUAUGAAGGAAUCAAUACUAAAUAAUAAUUGGCUAGGAAUUAUUGUUAUGUUAAUUUAAUGAGAAAAGCUUUGUUUAUAUUUUUUACAAUAUAUUUUUAUGCUGUGCCUUUAUUGUAAACAUCAUUAUGUUGUUUAACAUGCUUCUUAAAUUUAGCAUUAAUUAUUUAUUAAAAUCCAUUUGAAAAUAGAAGUAUACUUAUAUAAACAGCCGUACCUGACUCUUGUAUUUUCAUUAUCAUUUUUAUUACAGUUUUACUGGCUAUUCAUGAUGUAAGUAAUCUAUUCUCAUUUGAUCAAAAGUAUUUCAUAGGAUGGGUAAUAUUAUUUUUUAUUGGGUUUUCAAUAUUAGUUUAAUUGAUCUUUCUAUUCUAAUAGUUUUUUAUUGAAUUGAAAUAGAGACUGAUUUAAUUAAAGGAUAUUAUAUGUUCAUUAAAAAUUAAAAAGAAUUGA
Messenger RNA from Paramecium pentaurelia, 6464 nucleotides. NCBI's taxonomy places the organism in Eukaryota, Ciliophora, Oligohymenophorea, Peniculida, Parameciidae. The record is from the annotation of a GenBank genome assembly.